GGUAUUUUCCUUCCCACAAUCCAAGCGUGCCUCAGUUCUAUCUCGCAUCCGUGAAAUUGUCUCCUCUCCUGAUUUCACCCUUUCUUCUGUCGCGCCAAUUAUCACCUCCUGCGCUACCGCUCUCCAAGCAGCAGAGUUCUCCAACCUCAUCCAAAACCCAAUAUCGAAGAUCACAUGGCGUUGUAUUGGACGAUUGUAAACAACCGGCGAGAAGCCCUUUGGGAGUUUACUAAAUUCAUUUCCAAAUUCUCGCCUGCUUGCUCUUCCGACUUGCGUCUUGCGUGCAUGAUAGUCAAUGACCACGAUUUGUUUAUGCAGCUGAAAUUGGGGGACAAUGUUGAUCCCGAGGGUGGGUCUUUGAGACACAUGUUGAGUUGUCCGCGAGAUGAGAUCAAUGUGUCACGGCAUGGAUCCAGCGAAGUGAAUUGUCCGUCAGAUGAUCUUCAAGUCCAUGAAGGGCAUGGCAUGGGCGAAAACUAUUUCUUUGCUCGUUUUGUCUUCAGGAUGUUCCAGAAAUGCCUGCGUAUUAGACAGAAAUUGGCAGUAGAAUUUGUUGCCCAGGGACAUAUAUGGGUGUUGUGCUUUUGUAUGGGGUCGAAAGGAAGUUGGUGUGUUCAGUAUGGUCUUUCGGAACCUAGUUUGCCAGUGUAUCCCAACACCAAACUUGCAAUUCAGGCUCACAGCAAGCCUCCUUGCUCAAGCUGUGCAACCCAGAGACCCUUACUUUUAGACUUAACAUAUUUGGGUGAACCAAUGGUACCUGAGGGAUUAUUGCACCACUACAAAGGUAUUGAACCAAAAAAGAGCUUAAUUGCAGUUGAACAACAGUUGGAUGAUUGGCUAAUGAAUGAUGAUCCUCCUUAUGUAGACUGUGAUGGCACCCUAAUUGCAGGGCUUACGGUGACAAUGAAAUGACACUACCCUGGUCAGCUGCAACACUUAUCAAAAGCUAUUGAAUAUUGGUGGUAGCA
This is a messenger RNA of Suillus fuscotomentosus, 971 nucleotides long. RefSeq lists its product as uncharacterized. Lineage: Eukaryota; Fungi; Basidiomycota; Agaricomycetes; Boletales; Suillaceae. The record is from RefSeq and is a predicted model, not a curated record. The transcript has 5 exons. The coding region runs from base 175 to 915 and encodes 246 amino acids.